Messenger RNA from Tribolium castaneum (red flour beetle), 2660 nucleotides. RefSeq names its product Nuclear division cycle 1 (gene Ndc1). Gene Ontology annotation, cellular component: nuclear pore transmembrane ring. Lineage: Eukaryota; Metazoa; Arthropoda; Insecta; Coleoptera; Tenebrionidae. Gene Ontology annotation, molecular function: protein-macromolecule adaptor activity. The transcript has 6 exons. Gene Ontology annotation, biological process: nuclear pore organization. The record is from RefSeq and is a predicted model, not a curated record. Bases 862 to 2607 code for a protein of 581 amino acids.
UAAAAUUUUGUGAUUUGAAGCAAUUUUGAAAUUGUACCAAAUGGAUUCAGUCCAGGAAGUGGUUGUCCCAACAUUCGUUAAUGCGCACUUAUUUUGGAUAAUAGACAAGAAAGACUUGCUUUUACGCGCAGCGAUGGAAAAAGUAAUGAGAAGUAAUAGAUGUAAUAAAAUUAAGGGUCUUGGCGAAGUUUCUAAUGAUCAGAUUGUGGCAGUUAAUGUUGAGGGUGUGUGGACAAGAGCGAUAGUCAAAGACGUUGAAAAAGAUUUUGGAAGUGAUUUUAAAUACAAAUGUUGGCUUCCUGAUUAUGGCACUAUGAGAGUAGUGAAUAAUUUAUUUCAUUUACCUGAAGGGUUAGAAGAGUGUCCACAUCUUGCCAGACAGGCCAGUUUGGAAAACGUUGUUAAUUUAAUGACGGAUUUAGUUCUUGGUGAUAGUGGAUACGAAUUCCAAUUCAAAACAACAACUGAUGAUAUUGAAGGUGUUCAAAGAGUCGCUCUUGACUGUCUUGAGGCAGCGGAAAAGUUAUUCUUUGAAGCAAAAAGACAAGACGAGUUUAACUCUUAUGGGGAUAUCACCUGUGUUUAUCAAGAGAAUGCCAAAGAAUCACUUACAGAAUAUUUAAUUGAUAAGAAGCUUAUAAGAAUUGACGAAGCCUUAUUCAAAACAUUGGAACCCAGUAGAACUACCUUUAAGGAAAACUACUUUCAACAUAUAGUAAAUGUGCAACAACCGCUAGUUAAGACGGAAAGAAACUUUAACAGAAUUAUUUUCAACCAAAAUGAGGGUGUUUCAAUGAACUUCUUCAAACGAAACUUUGCGCCGGAUGAAGACUCCAGUGAUUGGUAAAUUUGGAACCAGCCAUGCACCCGGCGACAGUAAAUCCUAACCUCACAACUCCACAAACGUUCAGCUACAAAGACAUCCUUGUAAAGAAAUUAGUCCGUGCCGUAGCUUGUAGCGUAAUUUCCCAAAUAGUCGUACUUUUAAUUUAUAUAAUAGUCGCCAAUGCCAAUAUUUUAUCACCGGCGGAAUGGACGAGCUCAAUACUCAACACCUUCACACACUUAAGCACAUGGAUUUUUGUUGUUAUUUUCUCGUUGAUCAUAUUCGCGCAGUGCCUGAUAUGUGCCAAAGAUUACGUUUUGAUGACUUUCUACUGCUCAACCCGAUUUCAGCAAAUUUGCCGCAUAUUCUCGGUUCACAAUUUCGUCCUUCUUCUGCUUCAUGUGGUAACAGGAGGCGCGUUUGUUUGGCAAAUCCUUUCCGUUAUUGAAAGUAGUAAUCAGUCCUUAACCACUAAGUGUAUUGACGAGAAUCGUAGUUGUUUAGUUGAAGACGUUUUUUUCUUAAUAAUUGGGGGUUUCUGGACCGGUUUUUAUUUUUUUACAAAAGUGUAUGUUUCAACCAAGCAAUUAGUGUUUCCUGUUAUCCAACAGCGGAAGUUUCUGCAGUUUCGCACCAAUGUUUCUGUGUUGUUUAAGCAAAGUUUGGCAAUGGCCGUUUGGCCCACUUUUUAUUUUGCUUUAUUUUAUUACUUUUGGGGGAAUCAAUUAGAGAGUCGUUUUGUGGCUUUGGUUAAUUUGGACAGAGCUUCACGCGAGAGUAGUGUUUUAGUUUAUGUUUAUUUGUGGUGGUUUGCGACCUUGUAUUGCUUCAGUAACAAUCUGAUGCGAUUCUUUUUCCAUUUGUUCCUCACCGAACCGGUUCAGUUUCCAAUUGUUAAGGAAAAUGUUUAUAUUUUAACUCUCCAAGAAGCCAUAAACAUGGAUAAUCUACCAAUAAUUCAAAACCUAGCAUGUUUGGACUUAUUCCUAUUAUCUCAAUGGUCCCCAAUGCGGCGACAGUUACUCUUCACUUUAUCACAACCUGGAGGACAUCCCCACAACUGGAACUCCUUGACUGAAAGUGUGCUAAAACUAUUCUCGGACUACACCAACCUUUUGAAAAAAUCUACAGAACCACCAACGCAAGAAAAACCGAAGAAACAAACCGAAACCAUCACUCCAUUUUCACCAGUGGUCCAAUCACCUCAAACAGAUCCGAGUCUCAAGUUCAGGAAUUUAAGAAAUUUGUCGAUGAGUAGUGAUUACUUGGAUGUGGUGAAUGUCACACACACUGGAUCUUCAAAUAGCGUCAAAUCGUUCAAGAAAAGUAUUGAUGAAAGUGUCCAGAAAAUUGUUUCGUUCGUGAAAAUCCUGUUUGGAAUAAAUUUCCUGUUUGGGGAGUUGCCCCAAGUCAACAUUCAGAAGUGUUUGGGGAAUGGACAAUUGAUAAUUUGGGCAAGUCAGGGAAUUUCCGAACUGGCGGCUGUUUCGUUGGUUGAGGAUAAAUACGGCAUAGUUCAGAAGGACUUGCCUGUGAUUAUAUCAAGUUUGGUUCAGUUGAAACAGAGUUUGGACAAACUGAACAAAGUCCCGUCUUUGUCGAGGAAAGUCGCAGCUCUGGACGAUUUCAAUUAUCGGAUGAAAAAUGCUGUUAUUGCAGCCGUUAAACACAGUUUAUUUAAAAUUUGUUUGAACUUUGGGGAAUAUUUUAGCGAUGUUCCGCUGAGUAAAGACGUCCUGCAUUAUUUGCAGAUUAAUUUUAUGUUGAAAACGCCUAACUAAAUGUUGCCUCAAUUAAGACUGUACUGUUUUUAUUUAAUAAAUUUUUGGGAUAA